Messenger RNA from Phyllostomus hastatus (greater spear-nosed bat), 1135 nucleotides. It is a transcript of the gene GPR45, whose product is annotated as G protein-coupled receptor 45. Gene Ontology annotation, cellular component: membrane. The transcript has a single exon. The record is from RefSeq and is a predicted model, not a curated record. Gene Ontology annotation, molecular function: G protein-coupled receptor activity. Gene Ontology annotation, biological process: G protein-coupled receptor signaling pathway. Bases 1 to 1122 code for a protein of 373 amino acids. Lineage: Eukaryota; Metazoa; Chordata; Mammalia; Chiroptera; Phyllostomidae.
AUGAUGUCCUGUAAUGGCACAUCCAUUGAGACUUUUGAAUACUUGCUGCUGAAUGGCAACAACGUGUCAGACUCUGGGGCAACCCUGCCAGCCGCUCCCCUGCGGGUGUGCUUGGCAGUAAUCAUGAUGCUGAUGAUUGUGGUUGGGUUCCUUGGCAAUUCUGUUGUCUGCAUCAUCGUGUAUCAGAGGCCAGCCAUGCGUUCAGCCAUCAACCUGUUGCUGGCCACACUGGCCUUCUCUGACAUCAUGCUGUCCUUAUGCUGCAUGCCCUUCACUGCUGUCACCCUGAUCACCGUCCACUGGCACUUUGGGGAUUAUUUUUGCCGGCUCUCAGCCACACUCUACUGGUUUUUUGUUCUGGAGGGUGUGGCCAUCCUGCUCAUUAUCAGUGUGGACCGCUUCCUCAUCAUUGUCCAACGCCAGGACAAGCUGAACCCUCGGAGGGCCAAAGUGAUCAUUGCUGUGUCCUGGGUGCUGUCCUUCUGUGUCUCGGCUCCCUUGCUGGCCAGCUGGACCAUUGUUGAGGUACCAGCACGAGCCCCCCAGUGUGUGCUGGGUUACACAGAGUUCCCAGCUGGCCGUGCCUACAUGGUAACGCUGGUGGUGGCUGUGUUCUUUGUGCCCUUCAGCAUCAUGCUGUGUGCCUACCUGUGCAUCCUGCACACAGUCCGGAAGAACACCAUCCGUGUCCACAACCAGUCUGACAGCCUGGACCUGAGACAACUCACCAGGGCCGGCCUGAGGCGGCUGCAGCAGCAGCAGCAGGUCAGCCUGGACUUGAGUUUCAAAACCAAGGCCUUUACCACCAUCCUCAUCCUCUUCGUGGGCUUCUCACUGUGUUGGCUGCCUCACUCAGUCUACAGCCUUCUGUCCGUGUUCAGCAGGAGAUUCUACUGCAGCCCCUCUUUCUAUAUCACCAGCUCCUGUGUCCUGUGGCUCAGCUACAUCAAGUCUGUCUUCAACCCCAUUGUGUACUGCUGGAGGAUCAAAAAAUUCCGUGAGGCCUGCAUAGAGUUGCUGCCCCAGACUUUCCAAAUACUCCCCAGAGUGCCUGAGAGGAUCCGAAGGAAAAUCCAGCCAAGCACCAUCUAUACGUGCAACGAAAACCAGUCUGCUGUGUAGGGAGAGGCAGGCA